AUGUCGUCGAGACACCUCGCUCCGAACACGCUUGCCUUUUUCGGCCCAGGACACGCCUCUGAGCUGACAGAGUUCUGCAAUGUACGCCUCCGCCGUUUAAGUGGCGAGGAAGCGGUUGAUCAAGUCGUGCGACCUGACUCUGACGAGGAUGGGCAAGAAAUAUCGGUGCCUAGUUCAACCUUCGAACUCCGGGUCGUUGAAGCGGAGAAGGGGCAGCUGUGGCCAGGAAGUUACUUGGCGCACCCAGUAGCGCUCGUUCAAGCAGGAGGACCACGAACUGGUCAAUGGGCUUACGGUGUUGUUCUUCGCUACGAUGUGAACUCGAAAGGAACAUGGCUUAGUGUGCUCUCCGGUGAGGACACCAUCCUUGUCCCUUUGAUCGAGCCGAUACGUAUUAUCAAGGCAGACUCAAUUACAUACGUGCUUCAGAUCGGUGCAACAGUAUCCGACACGACGCUAAACCCGAGGGAACUUCUACUUCAACAGGACACGGUCAUAGGGGCGUGA
Phytophthora nicotianae INRA-310 is the source of this 507-nucleotide messenger RNA. RefSeq lists its product as hypothetical. The record is from RefSeq and is a predicted model, not a curated record. NCBI's taxonomy places the organism in Eukaryota, Oomycota, Peronosporomycetes, Peronosporales, Peronosporaceae. The coding region runs from base 1 to 507 and encodes 168 amino acids. The transcript has a single exon.